GCCGGGGCCGACCGCGCUGAGGGCUCCGCAGGCCGGGCAUGGCUGCGGAGGAGUCCCGCUGCCUGCUGGGUUACCCCGCCUCCGACUCCUGCCCGAGGUGAGCGCGGGCGCCGCGACCCGCCGCUCUGUCGGGCUCGGGGGCGGCGCUGACUGCCCCGGAGCCCGGCCGCGGCGAGCUCCGGGCCGGGCCCGGCAGAGGCCGCCGGGCCCGGCCCAGCGUUACCGGCCCUGGUGAGGGGCCGGGGCUGGGGCCGGAAGCGGGAGGUGGGGGCGGCGUGAUCCUUGUCGGGCUCUUCUGCUCAGAGUGCAGAACAAGAAGCUGUACCUGGCCGCGUUCGCCGCUGUCCUGGGACCGCUCAGCUUUGGCUUCGUGCUGGGCUAUAGCUCGCCUGUUAUUCCAGAGUUGAGGAAAAUCGACGAUCCUAAAUUGAGAUUGGACGGCAGUCAGGCCUCGUGGUUUGGGUAGUAACAUUAGGAGCUGCUGCUGGAGGAAUACUAGGAGGCUACAUUGUGGAUAAAGUUGGGAGAAAGCUGAGUCUAAUGCUGUGCUCAGUACCAUUUGUUUUUGGAUAUAUAGUUAUUAUAUCUGCUCAGAAUGUUUGGAUGCUUUAUUUUGGACGACUGUCGACAGGCUUAGCCACUGGAAUUACUUCACUUGUUGCUCCAGUGUACAUUUCUGAAGUGUCUCAUCCUAAAGUCCGUGGUAUGCUUGGCUCUUGCGUUCAGUUGAUGGUGGUGACUGGCAUACUGGGAGCCUAUGUUGCAGGAAUAACACUAAAAUGGCGCUGGCUGGCAGUGUUGUGUUCUUUUCCACCCUGCAUAAUGCUAUUGUUCAUGUCCUUCAUGCCUGAAACACCGAGAUUUCUGCUGAAUCAGAGCAAACGCUCAGAAGCCAUAGCUGCUUUGUGCUUCCUGCGGGGACCACACGCGGACCAUGCCUGGGAAUGUGGGCAGAUUGAAGCUAGUGUUCAGGAGGAGGGACUGAACCUCUCUGAAUUUAAGAACCCCUCAAUCUACAGGCCGCUUCUUAUUGGUGUGGCUCUGAUGUUCUUCCAGCAAGCAACAGGCAUUAAUGCAGUUAUGUUUUAUGCAGAAACCAUCUUUGAAGAUGCAAACUUCAAGGAUAGCAGAAUGGCUUCUGUUGUUGUGGGUUCCAUACAAGUGUGUUUCACUGCUCUGGCUGCAAUUAUCAUAGAUAAAACUGGACGAAAAGUGCUGCUUUACGUAUCUGGGGUAAUCAUGGCUCUCAGUACGGCGUUGUUUGGGCUUUACUUUAAAAUCAUCCUUCCAGAUGGAAACAACUCAUCGAAUCCUGAUGUAUGGUUCACUCUAAACUCGGCAUCCCCAGGAGCAGAAAGCAGCAUAUCCUGGCUUGCAGUAGUGAGCCUAGGGCUCUUUGUUGCUGGUUUUGCCCUUGGCUGGGGUCCUGUUCCAUGGCUGGUGAUAUCUGAAAUCUUCCCACUUAAAGCGAAAGGCAUAUCGAGUGGUGCUUGUGUGUUAACAAACUGGAUUAUGGCCUUCUUGAUAACCAAAGAAUUUAAUGAUUUUAUAGGUUUCUUAACGUCCUAUGGCACGUUCUGGCUCUUCUCUGCCUUCUGCUGCCUCAGUGUAAUUUUUACAGCCUUUUAUGUUCCUGAAACAAAAGGACAGACCCUGGAACAAAUUGAGACCUACUUCAGAAGACCUUAAGCCCAAGGCUUUUUAUAUUGGUAUGAAACCUUCGUCUCAUGAAUUAUGGUGCUAUGGUUGAAAGUAACUAACUGUAUCACAUGGCAGACAUCUGAGUUACUAAACUUGCUAUCAAAUGAUUUUAAUGAAUUUUGUAAAAUAUGAAUUCCAUUUUUUAAAAAAAUACCCAUGGGGAUGUGCAUACACUUCUGCAUACUCCCGGCAGUAAAUCGCCCUCGUGCGGGUCUUGGACAUAUUCUUUUUCUUAGAUUCCUGGGUUCUUUUCACCUGGUGCAGACUGACUAUAAUGGCCAAGUAAGAAUGUUAAAUAUAUUGGCCAGUGUAAAUUAAGGUCUAAUUUUGUAAAUAAAUAAAUAAAUUAAAUUUCCUUGCUGCACUUUACCUGUUCCUUAUGGCACAUGCUACAGUGAAGCAAUGAUGUAGCCUGGCUGAUGUUUAUUUCACAGGGCAGUACUUUACCUUUGUGUUGCUGCUACGCUUUCCAGGAUGCCUGACCAUGGAAUAAGUCUUGGUCCCGACUGCAGACGACGGCUGGGCUUUUAUGGGCGUUAGGAUUAAGUUGGCGUUAUUUUUCCUAUUGCUGUCAAGUUGGCUAGGAAUGCUUUUAAAUCAAGAAGGGCUGGAACUCUGGGGAGAAUGUAUUUUAGAAUUCAGAAACGAGCAUGGCUUUUUUGCUUUUUUGAAAAGCAAUUACAAGGCCUUGGUGAUAGAGAGCAUAUACUCUUAGUCAGAAAAGGAAAAAAAACUGUCAUCUUGUGUAGUGUUAAGUUACGGGGCAAAGAUCUCCAACUGGAGCAGGUCUCUGAAAGUCUAGAAGGCGCCUGGAAACACAACCCAGUGCUGGAUUAUAGUUCUUGUCAAAGACGGGUAACGCUUAAGACACAAACACCAAUCUCACAGGUCAUGAUAUAGCACUUGAACGAAUGACAUCUCUGAAACAAAAUUUCUAGAGAACUCAAAUGGAAACAGUAAUCCAGAGCUGUCUGCAAUAAUGUACUGGCUCCUGUCUUUUUAAUUUCUUGUCCGAUGAACCAAAUUUGGAAAAGCCAUUAGUUUUGCAUGUGCAAAAGAAAGAAGUGAGGUCCAAUCUAUGGUUUAUUACAUACGAAGGAAUAAAUCAUCUGUUACUCCUUCCCAAAGGUGAUAAAUGGCACUUAAAACAGUUCCAGCUGUGAUAGGACUGUUUCUGUUUGGAUGUCGCAUCUAAAACACAAACCAUACACACUAUCACAUGACAUUAAAAACAACGGUAAUACACUGGCAUUUAAGACGAGUGGUAGAUAAAGAAUUUUUGAUCACAAAUGUAGCAACAGUCUUAACAAUACGCAACUAUUAAAUUACAAAGCAGUCUGCUAACAUUCAAAGACUUAGUUAAAAUUGACAUUCCGGGUUGAUAACACUUUUUGCAUAAACCUUUAGAGACGCAACAUUUUUCCAUUCAACCAGAUAAAUACCUAAUAGAGCUAUAAAUAAAUAUGCAGAAAAUACUCUCUUAAAUUUUAUCUUCAAGUCGUGUGCUA
Chroicocephalus ridibundus (black-headed gull) is the source of this 3209-nucleotide messenger RNA. It is a transcript of the gene SLC2A8, whose product is annotated as solute carrier family 2 member 8. Bases 541 to 1689 code for a protein of 382 amino acids. Gene Ontology annotation, biological process: D-glucose transmembrane transport. The transcript has 9 exons. Gene Ontology annotation, cellular component: membrane. Lineage: Eukaryota; Metazoa; Chordata; Aves; Charadriiformes; Laridae. The record is from RefSeq and is a predicted model, not a curated record.